Messenger RNA from Hippocampus zosterae (dwarf seahorse), 1681 nucleotides. RefSeq names its product mitochondrial uncoupling protein 2-like. Bases 250 to 1161 code for a protein of 303 amino acids. Gene Ontology annotation, biological process: response to cold; adaptive thermogenesis; mitochondrial transmembrane transport. Gene Ontology annotation, molecular function: oxidative phosphorylation uncoupler activity. The transcript is spliced from 8 exons. Gene Ontology annotation, cellular component: mitochondrial membrane. The record is from RefSeq and is a predicted model, not a curated record. Lineage: Eukaryota; Metazoa; Chordata; Actinopteri; Syngnathiformes; Syngnathidae.
UCUCAAUCACUUCAAUGUUUGCAGAGUCAAUGGACCAGUGACGCUGCAAAGUGAAGAUCAACAAGAGCUCGAGUAUCCCGCCUGUGUCUCGCUCCCACCGCGGUAAACAUGAGACUCACAUAACAGCAGAUUGGCGGUGGGACAAACAGCAAGCACGCAAGCAAGGGAUGAAGACAACAUAGCGAUCACCUCAAGGAUUAUUUAUUCACUUUGCUGCUUCCGGAAUACAAAGGUGGAAAAGUGGUCAUCAUGAAAGGCAGUGAGGUGGCGCCCUCGGCGAUGGUCAAGUUCUUUGGUGCUGGCACUGCAGCCUGCAUUGCUGACCUGGUCACCUUUCCAUUAGACACGGCCAAAGUGAGACUGCAGGUUCAGGGCGAGAUUCGCAAAGCUGACGGUGCCAAUGCAAGAAAGUAUCAUGGGGUUUUUGGCACCAUUAGCACAAUGGUGCGCACCGAGGGACCCAUGAGUCUUUACAACGGACUAGUCGCAGGACUGCAGAGGCAGAUGAGCUUCGCCUCCGUGCGAAUCGGUCUUUAUGACUCCAUGAAACAAUUAUACACUCGAGGCACCGAAAGUUCGGGCAUCGUCACGAGGCUCAUGGCGGGCUGCACCACUGGCGCCAUGGCUGUGGCUUUGGCACAACCAACCGACGUAGUGAAGGUUCGCUUUCAAGCUCAGGCGCGCCUGGCUGACGGUGGGAGGAGAUACAACGGUACUCUGGAUGCUUACAAGACCAUCGCCCGGGAUGAGGGAGUACGAGGGCUUUGGAAAGGGUGCACGCCCAACAUCACCCGUAACGCCAUUGUCAACUGUGCAGAGCUGGUGACCUAUGACAUCAUAAAAGAGGUCAUCUUGAAGUAUAACUUAAUGGCAGACAAUCUGCCGUGCCAUUUCACCGCUGCCUUCGGCGCAGGCUUCUGUACCACGGUUGUGGCGUCGCCUGUGGACGUCGUUAAAACACGCUUCAUGAAUUCCAGCGCCAACCACUACAGCAGCGCCGUCAACUGUGCUGUCACCAUGAUGAAGAAUGAAGGACCCGCCGCCUUCUAUAAAGGGUUUAUGCCUUCUUUUCUGCGUCUGGGUUCUUGGAAUAUCGUCAUGUUUGUCACCUAUGAACAAAUCAAACGUGGCGUGACGCAGUAUUGGGAGUCACCUUUUUGAAGCCUCAUCCAGCAAGAAUCAACACACAGACCAAAGAUUCAUGCAAGUGGACAGUGAUGACGAGUGGUUAGUUGCCACUGAGUACAAAGAGAAAUCGUUUUUUGGGGCUGGGGGGCGGGGCCAGGUGGUCACAGCUCAGGUAGAUCAGAGGUCCACAAAUUCCUGCUGGAAUUGGGAAUUGUUGCAAGCCCUCCUUUUGCAAUUUAGUUAAGGGCCCAAAUAUGCAGAUCCAAAUUGGGUGUCUGCUUGAAAACAGGAUGUUUAUGUUUACAAAAACAAACGAGCAGAUCAUAUGGAAGUGUUGCUUACGUUUGUACGGUAUUUCUUUCUUGAGACCACACACAACAAGUAGACUAAAAUAUGAUUGGUUUGUUUUUGGAGUGUCACAGUUCCUGCUUGUGAGCCCGGGUUUAAUGAUAGGAAAUGCACUGAAAUACAUUGAUUUGUUGCUGGUCAAUAAAUUCUAAACAUGUGACAAAAGUGUUAAGAAGGUACAAUAAAGCAUCAUUUUUGCAAACAA